CUGCUGUGCAUGCUGGCACUCACCUUCCUCUUCUUCGUGGUGGAGGUGGUGGUGAGCCGGGUCACGUCGUCGCUGGCCAUGCUCUCUGACUCCUUCCACAUGCUCUCCGAUGUCAUGGCCCUGGUCGUGGCGCUGGUGGCCGUGCGCUUCGCCCAGCGCACCCGCGCCACCAAGAAGAACACCUUUGGGUGGGUGCGGGCAGAGGUGAUGGGCGCCCUCGUCAAUGCCGUCUUCCUCACCGCCCUCUGCUUCACCAUCCUGCUGGAGGCCAUCGAGCGCUUCACGGAGCCCCACGAGAUCCAGCAGCCACUGGUGGUCAUCGGUGUGGGGGUGGCGGGGCUCAUCAUCAACCUGCUGGGGCUCUGCCUCUUCAACCACCACGGUGUCGGGGGCCACGGCCAUUCCCACGGCCGUGGGCACUCACACAGCAGCAGGCAGCACUCCCGCAGCAGCCCCAAGCCCGAGCAGCCACCCGGGGAUGGCGAGGCUGCGUUGCACCGGGAGGAGACCAGCACCUUGGUGGAGAACUGCAGCAGCUCCAAUGGAGUCAGCCAGGAGAAGCUAGGUGAUAUGAAAGACGACAUGACUGACCUACAAGUGAAUGGGAACGCUGGUCAUUAUCCUCUGGAUGUAGAGGAGGUUGAAGAAGACUCUAGUGCACAGCUUAACAUGCGUGGAGUUUUUCUGCAUGUUUUUGGAGAUGCCUUAGGUUCAGUUAUUGUGGUCGUGAAUGCCUUGCUCUUUUAUGGGCUGUGGAAUCCAUGCCCCAAAGAUGGGCCCUGCUUUAAUCCGUGUGUCAAUAAUCAUUGCAUGGAAAAUGCUACUUUAUCCCAAACACUUGGCAGAGCAAACAAGUCUGAUCAGGAGAGCAUUACGGUGGCUGGUCCAUGCUGGUUGCUGUAUUUAGAUCCCGUCCUUUGUUUGAUCAUGGUUUGUAUACUCCUUUACACAACCUACCCGUUACUUAGGGAGUCAGCCCUUAUACUUCUACAGACUGUUCCCAAACAAAUAGAUGUUCAUUCUUUGAACUCAAAGUUACGUACCCUUGAUGGAGUUGAAGCAGUCCACGAAUUACACAUUUGGCAGCUAGCAGGCAGUAGGAUCAUUGGCACUGCUCACAUAAAGUGUCCCGACCCUUCCACAUACAUGAUGGUGGCAAAGCGCAUAAAAGAGAUCUUCCAUGACGAAGGGAUUCAUGCAACUACCAUUCAGCCUGAGUUUGCCAGCGUCGGCUCUGAAUCAGGGAGAGGGAAAUGUGAGUUUCCUUGCAGGACUCAGUGUGCUUUGAAGCAGUGUUGUGGAACGGCAGAAGAUACUACUACAAAGAAGACAGAAAAAUCUUCGUCGCUUAGUAUUUCUUGUUCAGAAGUUGUCAUUGAAUUUCCGAAAACUAGGAGGACUAAGUCGGAGAGUAUCCCUUCGGUUAAGCUAGAGGCAAACACCGAUCAAAACGAGCAGUUUGAGUCAUCUUUGUAACUCCCUGAAUGGUGCUACCUGAGUUUUGGUGACUUUGACAACAGCUAUAUUGCAAGAGGAAGAGACAGACGUUUGAGAUGCAAUUUUGCCAAGUAGUGUAACUGCUGAAGUCCUUGUUCUUGUCAUACUGCUAAAUCUAGAAUGCUUGUUUUAAAGAACAUAAUGUCACUGUCAUGAUACAAUGUGUUUGUGUUGACUUUGUACUGAGGCAGACAGAAAGUGCACCGUGCUGUAACAACUUCAGAAAACCAGUUUCCACAUUUCAGCGGAGACACUUUUUGCUGUGCUUCAAAUUAAAAUAUUUUUUCCAGUGAAAAGGUAUUUGAGGGAUAAGCAUGUAAGAACUCAAUUUGUGUUACAGAUUUCAUGGACCUACUCUUUCCUUUAAUAUUUGAUUUGUAGAUAUUUUAAUAUAUUGUUUAUUUAGAAGCCCUAAGGAAACCAAAGUUCAUAGAACAUUUUUAAAGAUAUAACUACUUAAAACUGGAAACCACUUUGCAGUUUCACGUAUUUUUCUUAAACCUACAUAAUAAUAAAUGUGAAGGCUUUUCUAAUGAAUUUCUUGUAUAGCAUAUUUUAAAGAGAACAUCAUGUGAUUGUUAGAAACUGUCCCCGCCUUUUUUGGUAAGGUAGCGAGGUAAUUAGAAUCAACUGCUUGUGAAAAUAUCAGAUGUGAAAAGGUUUUUUUUCUAUCAGAAAGGAAGUUCAAGCUACUGUAUACUACUCUGUGAUCAAGACGUGAGACUGACCGACAAAGUAACACAUACUUU
This is a messenger RNA of Charadrius vociferus (killdeer), 2246 nucleotides long. RefSeq names its product solute carrier family 30 (zinc transporter), member 1 (gene SLC30A1). Gene Ontology annotation, molecular function: zinc ion transmembrane transporter activity; calcium channel inhibitor activity. Gene Ontology annotation, biological process: intracellular zinc ion homeostasis; zinc ion transmembrane transport; detoxification of zinc ion. NCBI's taxonomy places the organism in Eukaryota, Metazoa, Chordata, Aves, Charadriiformes, Charadriidae. The record is from RefSeq and is a predicted model, not a curated record. Gene Ontology annotation, cellular component: membrane; endoplasmic reticulum; Golgi apparatus. The annotation marks the transcript as partial. The transcript is spliced from 2 exons.